AUGGAAUCAACGGCUACAGCAGCGCGCACCAUUAUCGCUAUCCUAUAUAUUGGUAUGAUGGCAAUUUCUAUACCUUUUAAUCUUCUCUUUAUCAUGAUUGUCAUGAUUAAAAAAAGCUACCGAACUCCCGUUAACGUCUUAGUUAGUAAUUUAUCAUUAGCUGGAUUGAUUAUCGCUGCAUUUUUGAUGCCUUUUAAAAUUUAUGAAUUAUUCAAUCCCAAGUCGGGAUUUGCAUUUCCGAAAUCCGUGGAUAUGUGCCGUUUUCGAUCCAUAACACCCGUAGCUUCUAUUUUUUGUAUUGCUUUGACAUUAGUGACAAUUUGCGCCGAUCGUUGCCUUGUUAUCGUUUAUCCCAUGAAACCAUAUUUAAAAAUGACCUGCAAGAAGGCUUAUCUCUUUAUUCCAAUUAGCUGGCUUAUUUCUUUCGUUGUCUAUAUUCAAUAUGCUCGUUAUACUAUCCUCUACAAUGCUAAUGGUGUUAUAAGUUGCCUGCCAUUUUAUCCUGAAAAUAAUACAACCGAUAUUACUAUUAGAAAUGCUACCGGUUAUCCAAUUAGGCAGAUUGAACUAACACGAAUAACUUUUUGGACUAUGCAUAUUUCCAUUUCCUUUAUUAUACCCAUUAUUCUCUUAGUAUCCCUCUAUAGCCUUGUUAUCUAUCGAUUAUGGAUCAGCCCUGAGAAUAGCCAAAGGCCAUCAUUCAUGACUAAGAAUGCAAGAGAACGUUUAUUGAGGAAAAGAAAAGUGAUUAAAAUUUUAAUCGCAUGUUGCAUAGUCUUUCUAGUUAACAAUGUUCCCUAUUUUGUUGUUUUUAUUAUCGUCGAAUUUCGCCUGUUGGCUAUACCUAAUGUAUCGUUAGUAAUUCAAAUCGUAACUAUAAUUUAUACCUCAGCUAUAGCUUAUAAUCCAAUAUUAUACGGUUACUAUCAUGUUCGAAGUAAAAAUGCUCUCUCAACUAAUUGUUGCUGUGUUCAUGCACCAUAA
Molecule: messenger RNA, 984 nt
Organism: Trichoplax adhaerens
Lineage: Eukaryota; Metazoa; Placozoa; Uniplacotomia; Trichoplacea; Trichoplacidae
Exons: 1
Coding region: 1-984 (327 amino acids)
Biological process (GO): G protein-coupled receptor signaling pathway
Cellular component (GO): membrane
Molecular function (GO): G protein-coupled receptor activity
Source: RefSeq, a predicted model, not a curated record